AUGUGUUUUUCAGUCAACACGUGUUGUGUUUGCCUCAGUCUGGACGCGGGCACAAAAAUUAUAAGCUUAUUUUUUACGAUAUCAUCAGCAUGCAUCCUCGUGGUGUACGGUCCAAUGGCAGCGCUGAACGACACGCUCCCCCCAGCCAGACUCUACUUCUACGUAUGUCUUGCUGUGCUGGCCAUCGUGGAGAUAGGGAUAGGGGGGUUGUUGAUACGUGGAGCUUUUAAGAGAAAACCGCAAUGGAUGUGGCCGUGGAUAGUCCUGGCCUGGUGGAAAGGAAUCGUCCUCAUUUUCCUCAGCAUCGCUGGGGCGGUGGCACUUGCCAUGAACGCCAGCCUCCAGCUCACUGCGGAGAAUGGCCCUGUCAUAGCUGCGUACUUUAUUUAUUCAAAUUUGCUGUUAUACUCCGCCGUCAUAGUAAAUGGACGUCGCCAGGAGCUCGUGCUGGAGAACUACUGGGCCGAGAGACAUGUACUUGGGAACGCGAAAACGAAAUAUUAUUACAUCUAA
Messenger RNA from Arctia plantaginis, 513 nucleotides. Lineage: Eukaryota; Metazoa; Arthropoda; Insecta; Lepidoptera; Erebidae. The record is from the annotation of a GenBank genome assembly.